AUGAGUCUCAACAGCACACCACAGAGGGUGGAACAGAAGUUUCAUCUGGCAUCCAAAGAGACCCUAAAGCCAGUCAUCCGUGCGGUCUUAGAACGGCUGACGGCGCAAAACUGGCAGAGACUGGAGACUGGGUUUCUUGACCCAGAUACCUCCUCUCUUCUGACAGAUUUGUGUGUCACUAUAAUUGAAUUUUUGGGGGAAAGUCUCUAUGAGUCUUUAAGCAGGAGACUUGAAAAACAGAAAGGAUCUGCUACACCUGUGUGUAAGGAGGACGUGCAAGAAUGUUUAGGGAACAUGGGUGAAGUCAUCACACAGACUGUGGCAGAAAUCCAGGGUGUAGGUGACAUCCACUACCUUAAGUGCGAGCAGAUGACAGAAGUCAUGGUCACAGCAGUCACAGAGAGAGUAAACUCCAGGCUGUCUAAAACAAGUGACACUGCCGACUCGGAGGAGCACAAGCCCACUCCCAUUUGUCUAACCAAACUGACUGGACACUUGAAGGCGAUUCUCAAAAAGUGCUCCAGAAAGGCGAGUAAAAUGAUGACUAAAAAGAAGCUCAAGAAAGCUCGGGAAGGUGAGAUGUCAACGUCACACCAGGAGAAGAGGGUGGAGGAGACUGAGGAUACAGCUCAAGCUGAGCAGGAGUUUGAGAAAGUCGAAUCAACCUGCACUCUGCAGGAAAAGGAAGAGGUGGUGGUGGAAUCCACUCCGACCUCUGUAGCUGUUCUUCAAAUCCUGGUUGAACAACUGGAAAAGAUUUCUCAUGAUUCUCUGAGUUACUUCACAGAGGAAGAAGAUAGCCUGCUUCUUUCUAAAACCAGCAAGGACUCAGAGUUAUCAGAGUUGUCAUUUCGGAUUGUAGAAGCUUUUUCAAAUGAGGCUUCACAGGACCUGGUUGGAGAGAAAAAAUCAUGCACAAAAGAGACCUUAAGACACAACAGGAGGAAGAUCAUCGACAGGAUGAGGACUGUCUUUGUCCAAACAUUUGCUCGAGGGUCAAUCCUGAGCAUGAUGUCUAAAGUCAGACGCAAGCAGGCCUCCCAUCAAGGACAGGAAGUUGUGGAAUUAGACACUUCACAGCUGAUUAAGAGUGUGGAUAACCUUUUAACAGAGGUCAUUACACCAAAAGAUCAGGAUACAAGAAGUGGGUCAAGAGAGGUUUGCCUCUUUGAGACUUCUGACAGCAACAUUUCCAAUGGCAAGCUGAAAAGUUUUGCUGAGAAGCUGCGUGACACAUUGGACGACCACUUGACACCACUAGUAGUCCAAGAUGAAACACACGAAGAGGAGAUUCAGACUGAAGUAGACAAUGUCGUUAAACGGAUAAGGAAUUGGCUAAAGAAGCAGAUCCGACUGCACAAGACUAGGAAGGACAGUGUGAGCAUGACUCUGAGAAAGGUCGAGGAAGUUGUGCUCAUUAAAUAUUCACAUCUCAGUUCCCCCAAAGCAGAAGCUGAGGAUCAGACCUACCCCACAACUGUGCAAGAGGAGGUUCAAAGCUUCAAAGCUGAGAGGGAAGAAGAAGAGGCCUGCCAAGAUGAGGAGGAAGAGGCCUGCCAAGAUGAGGAGGAGGAAGAAGAGGCCUGCACACCUGAGGAGCAAGUAGAACAGGCUCAGGUGGCAAAAGCAUCAUGUGAACACACGGAAUCUGUUAGACGGAAGUGGGACCGACUGACUUGUGGAUUCAUCGUGAAGCUGUUCUUACACAAAGUCAUGAAGGAUUACUCCCUCCAUGUGGAUUACAAAUCAGUGGAAGCCAGACUGACAGACAUGCUGAUUGAAGAGAUGAUUGGUACUGACAUUAAUGUGGAUUUGAGCCUGAAAAGCAUCAACAAGAAAUGCAAAGCUGUGUACAAAGACCUACGCAAGAAGGUUGGUGGCGGAGUUCUUUGGAUAAGUCUUUUAAAGCAGAAAGAAACAGUCAUUGAGGCUGCGGCUGAGGCUCUAAAAAAGCAUUUUUCGCCGCAAAGACCCAGCGGCAUCCAAAAGGUCUUGAGACGUGUAUUCCGGCCUUUCACUGCCCUCUUAAACGGCGCUAGAAACAUCAGGGUUUGGGUGGGUGGGUACAUGUAGACUUUCCUCAUAUCCAGCUUGGACUCUCUGGGCUUCCAGCCUCACUUCAACUAGUAGCGCAUGAAGUCCUGGAUGGAUAUGAGGACAGACUUCAGGUCCAUACAUGGCCAUCCACGAAUGGGUUUACUCCGAGUGCUUCGGUUUCUCCCAACACAAGAAUUAAUUCUUAAAAAAAAAAAAAAAACCCAAAAACAUCAACUCACACACACACACACACACACACACACACACACACACACACACACACACACACACACACACACACACACAAAAAUAAAAAAAAUAAAAAACUAGCAGAGUGGCGCAGUGGAAGCGUACUGGGCCUAUAACCCAGAGGUCGAUGGAUCGAAACCAUCCUCUGCUAACCAUGCUAUCAGUAGCCCAUUGUGAGUCAAUCAUCCGGUCGGCCAUGUUGGAUAUACCGGUGAAUCAGACGUCACAACAACACGCAAUCUGAUUGGUCAGAAGUGGACGCACAGUAUACGAAACUUUAGAAAAAUCAACCAUGAUCCGAAAAAAUAAAUGCCGCAACAUCGCAGGACGGGAAAACGUCGCUGAUGUUAACGCUUGUAUUGACAGGAUACAGGUUCGAAAAAAAAUAUUGACGUCGGAAAUAAUGGCACGACAAAAACAGUCCUAUACGGAUUUUCGCGUUUAAAGUUAUCGCACCUCUGGGGGUCCAAUAGCGGGUCUAAACGCGUUUAAAUACGGCGGCACUCUUGUUGUUCCAAGGAAGACAGCGGCGACAAUUGCGUCGAAACAGGAUUUUUCGUGACAGAAAACACCCCUUCGACACGUAUGACGACCACGAAGUGUUCCGUAAGUUUAGAUUUCGACUGCACCAUAUUCUCGACCUCACACAGGAGAUUUCCGCUGAAAUUGAACUUUCGAACCGAGGAUUCACCCUCACUCCACUACAACAAGUCCUCGUAACCUUACGGUACUACGCCACUUCUUCUUUCCAAGACGUGUGUGGGGAGUUGGUAGGAGUGGAUCAGUCGACAGUCAGUCGAACCGUCACUCGAGCGUCACUCGACCCGUUUAAGACACAGUAA
Molecule: messenger RNA, 3128 nt
Organism: Xyrichtys novacula (pearly razorfish)
Lineage: Eukaryota; Metazoa; Chordata; Actinopteri; Labriformes; Labridae
Source: the annotation of a GenBank genome assembly